CGUGUAGGGCCUAUACAAUGGCUUGCGGCGGCCAACCAACAGGUCAGCAGUGCUUUUACCCCUCUAGACAGUUCGAAAAUGAAAAUUUUUGUUUUCAGGUGCGGUUCGGAUUCUGAUCAGUCGUCGUCGAUUGAACGAAGAGCAUGUCGUAUUUGUCAGUCGGAAAGCGGCGAGAUGGUACGACCAUGUGGAUGCGCGGGAACGAUGGGAGAUAUUCACGAAGUGUGUCUAUCUCGAUGGGUGGCAAUGUCGAACAAGGAUCAAUGUGAGAUUUGUCAAGAGAAAUAUGCUAGAAGUGGCCGAACAAUCAAACCUCUCAGCAAAUGGGAACGACCUCACUUCGGAUCCGAGAAUACGCUUAGACAUCAACUAACUUUCGAAAUUCUAUCACUAAUGUUAAUAGCUGCUCUAUCAUAUUCUAUAAUUUAUAUGAUAAAUUUGUGUGACGAGCGAAUGUUUCUUGAAAGAAUGAGCACGCUUCCAAUCAGAUCGGAUGAUGUUGGCCGCAUCUUCGUGAUGAUAGUGCUCGGUUCAACACUUCUUGCAUCAAUUUUCGCUGUAUUUCGUCAAACGAAGAAAUAUAUACUUAAACAAAUGGAAAUCAAAUUUGUCAACAAAUCAUCAGUGCGUUCGAAUAAAUCGUCAUAA
Haemonchus placei is the source of this 648-nucleotide messenger RNA. Lineage: Eukaryota; Metazoa; Nematoda; Chromadorea; Rhabditida; Trichostrongylidae. The record is from the annotation of a GenBank genome assembly.